Messenger RNA from Liolophura sinensis, 1540 nucleotides. Its product is annotated as zinc finger protein 572-like. The record is from RefSeq and is a predicted model, not a curated record. The transcript is spliced from 2 exons. Lineage: Eukaryota; Metazoa; Mollusca; Polyplacophora; Chitonida; Chitonidae. Bases 5 to 1540 code for a protein of 511 amino acids.
CAGGAUGCCGGGUCACAGUUCCCAUGACCAGCCCAGAAUGCCCAGUCAUGGGUCCCAUGAUCAGCCUGGAAUGGGCGGCCACGGUUCCCAUGAACAACCGAGGAUCCCAAGUCGGUCUCAGCAUGAUUCCAUGAUACAUGAGCGGCAGUCGGAUCACCAUGCUAAGCAACCAUCUAUGGAUGCCCAACGACCCUCUGGAGACCAGCCAGGAUGCCUGGAUAUACAAACUAUAUCGGAGACAAUCCGCCAGAUGACUAAGCAGCACGGUGUUGCUGUGACAAGCGGACAGAAUGAGUACUUUCCCUUGCCCCUGCCCUUGUGUUCUCUUGGCCAGGGGCUGCCACAGUUCCCCAAGCCCACCCAAGGUCUUUUGCCCUAUCUGCCUCCAGGAGGGUUCAAACCAACAGACACUCCGCUUCUCAAGUGUACCCACUGUACAGAGAUGUUUGCCACCCCUGUGCAGUUACAAAGUCAUAUGAUUGGGCAUUAUGAAAUGGCGCUAAGGUCGCUCCCUGCUAGUGCUUUCUCCGGAGAUGGGAGGGGUGGGGACAUGCCCACUGUCAUAAAAACUGAAAAGGACGCCAAUGGACAUCCUGAUCAGUUCAUGAACAGAAAAGACAUGGGCUGGAAAGAUAUGAACACUAAUCCCGCUGCUGCCACCAAAAGUGGAGGGGGCCAUCUUGGACAGCCUGUUUCCAUGGAAACUGAUGGCCAGCUACCCACAACCAGUGAGCAGAAUGUAAACACAACCCAGAAACCGCAAAAACCAAAAGCCGAGAAAAAGCAUGAGUGUGCCACGUGCAAUAAGCGCUUCACGAGGACUGAUCAUUUGAAGCGACACGUGAUGAAGAGUCACCCAGAGGUCAUAGCGGCUGGAUCCUCGGGCAUGGCAACUUGCACGCCUCAGCAUCUUGGUCUUAUACGAAACGACCCCACACAAAUACUUGCCAAGAAAAAUGAGGGUCAACACCAGUGUUUCAUUUGUGGAAAGCGUUUCAAACGCACAGAUCAUCUGAAACGCCACAUGGCAAAGAGUCACGCUGACCUGUUACCGACGGAGUCCAGUCGCUCACUGCUCAUGAGGUUUGAUAUUCGUGCUAUGUACGGCGACGCAGGUCCUCCACCCAAACCCGCCAAGCCAAGACCUCCCCCCGUUGUGCCUGUCUACACAGAAUCCGAGAAGCUGGAGAAACGCCAUGUAUGCAUCACAUGUGAGAAACGCUUUAAACGCCAGGACCAUUUGAAGCGCCAUAUGACAAUUCACUCUGAGGAAAAGCCUUACAACUGCGUCCUUUGCGGAAAAGGGUUUCGCCGUGAACAUCAUGUCCAGCGCCAUGAGCGCACGCACACUGGCGAAAAGCCCUACGAGUGCGUGACGUGCGGCAAAAAGUUUGCCAGAAUAGACCACAUGAAAAAACAUAACAAGAGCCACCUGUUUGAUGGCAUUCGCAAGCCAGGCCAGAAGUUGAAUCCCGCUCUGCCAUCUCUGAAUGUCCCUGUGUCGCAACCAAUGUGUGAAGAAAUACCAAAUAUAUCCUGA